AGUCUGGUAUCGGGGCUCAAGGUGACGACAUCGUCCUGGUGUAUUGCGAGAUUGGGUAGUCAUUGUGACUCCAAGUGGUUUGAGAUAUAAUUCGAGAGAUGACCUUUAAGGCGUUGCUCAACUACGGAGGGUACCAUCACGAUGCGCCAACACCGCCUGCUAUGGAUAGGUACCACGGAGGUGGUGCACACUAUGAUCAUGGACAUGGCUGGCACAGCAAAGGGAAGGGUGGUGGAGGCAACGGCGCAGCACUCAGUGCGUUGACCCUCUUGGCUUUUCUCUUCCUCAUGAAUGUGAUGCAGCAAUCUCUGAUGGAGAACAAUGCCACCGAAACGACGACGGCUACCACGAUAUUCUUACGCGAAGACCAACAGCCAAUUUCCUUAACAGCAAGACAAGACGGCGAUAAAAGCGUCGAAAAGGACACUGCCGAGAGCUCCGUCGAGAAGGAAGUGAAGAAAGAAAAAACGUACAUUAAGAUAAUUAAACCGAACUGAGAGUUUGAAAACACUUUAUUACUAUUGCUAGACUGCAUAAUAUUUUAAAUUAUUUAUUUAUUCUUUGUACCUAAUUCAAUUUAUUUAU
Nasonia vitripennis (jewel wasp) is the source of this 585-nucleotide messenger RNA. RefSeq lists its product as uncharacterized. The transcript is spliced from 3 exons. The record is from RefSeq and is a predicted model, not a curated record. Lineage: Eukaryota; Metazoa; Arthropoda; Insecta; Hymenoptera; Pteromalidae. Bases 99 to 497 code for a protein of 132 amino acids.